This is a messenger RNA of Gossypium arboreum, 1342 nucleotides long. Its product is annotated as non-functional NADPH-dependent codeinone reductase 2-like. Gene Ontology annotation, cellular component: cytosol. The transcript is spliced from 4 exons. The record is from RefSeq and is a predicted model, not a curated record. NCBI's taxonomy places the organism in Eukaryota, Viridiplantae, Streptophyta, Magnoliopsida, Malvales, Malvaceae. Bases 221 to 1213 code for a protein of 330 amino acids. Gene Ontology annotation, molecular function: aldose reductase (NADPH) activity.
ACAAUCCAUUAUUUUAUCCGCAAUAGCAAGUGGAAUCUAGACUGCAAUAAUUUAGUUCACGUGCCACGAGCUGACGUACAUCCCUGUCGUCUUCCUCGUGUUUGCUACCCAAACAAGCUCCCCAGUAGUCCAAAUCUCUACUUACAUUGCUAACCAGACAGCAGCAACUUUGAGUUGUUGAAGGAACCUACUAGAGUCCUACACCAGCACUGUAAAGCAGAUGGAUGGCUGUUUGGAGGCAUCCCUUUCCCCUUUGAGUAUUCCAGAAUACGUUUUGGGUUGCAGUGGCAGGCGAAUGCCGCUUUUGGGUUUCGGCACUGCUGCUUCUCCGCCUGUCGGAUCACAACUUACCAAGACCGCCAUUCUCCAAGCCAUUGAACUUGGUUACCGGCACUUUGAUACAGCAAGUUUAUACGGGACAGAGCAACCACUGGGUGAAGCAAUUCUAGAAGCAAUUGCAGUUGGGUUAAUUAAAUCUAGAGAUGAACUCUUCAUCACUUCCAAGCUCUGGUGCAGUGAUGCCCAUGGGGAACUUGUCCUUCCUGCCCUUCAGAGGAGCUUAAAAAACCUGAGGUUGGAGUAUCUUGAUCUCUAUCUCAUUCACUGGCCAGUAAGUUCAAAGCCAGGGAUUUAUGAGUUUCCCAUAAAGCAGGAAGAUUUCCUGGCGAUGGAUUUCAAGGCAGUAUGGAAAGCUAUGGAAGAUUGUCAAAGGCUUGGUCUCACAAAGUCUAUUGGUGUUAGCAAUUUUUCCUGUAAAAAGUUGGGUGACAUCCUUGCCUUUGCUAAAAUCCCUCCAGCUGUUAACCAGGUGGAAUUGAACCCACUGUGGCAACAAAAGAAGCUAAGAGAGUUUUGCAAGGCUAAUGGUAUCCUGUUGACUGCUUAUGCUCCACUGGGAGCCCAAGGUACCAUUUGGGGCAGCAAUAGAGUUUUGGAGUGUGAAUUGCUUAAGGAAAUCGCUAAGCAAAAAGGGAAGACAGUUGCUCAGAUUUGUUUGAGAUGGGCCUACGAACAAGGGAUCAGCAUAUUGGUGAAGAGCUUCAACAAGGACAGGAUGAAAAGCAACCUUGAGAUAUUCAACUGGUCGUUGAGUCAAGAGGAUGUGAAAAAGAUCAAUGAUAUCCCGCAAAGCAGGCUUUGUAGUGGACAAGAUUAUAUCUCCAAAUAUGGGCCUUUCAACACUACACAGGAACUUUGGGAUGGAGAAAUUUGAUUUAAGCAUCUAUGUGGAUGCUUGCUAAAUUUGAUUUUGGUAUGAUAUAUGUUAAAGAUCCUAAGCUAGCUAAUUAUAUAAAUUAAAUACUCUUUGAAUUUUAAAUCAACUGAAUUCAAUUAUAAAGAA